CCAGGAGCAGGGCAACAUAAAUGUUUUAACUGAAUGCACAUGAAUAUGGUGACCACCCAAUCCUUCAACAAUACUACGCUCUCUACUUUAGAUAAAGAAUAUAAGGUAAAGAAUUCAUGUGAGAACACUGAGGAUUAGGCCAACCCAAGAUGUCCACAACUCUAAGCAAUUCUCCCACCAUGAGAAGACCCAAAACCACCUCUCUUCAACCGCAAGUCUCCACCUUCCCUCCUACCAUACAAAACACUAUGUAUAAAUCCAGCACCAAUGCCACAACAAUGCCUGAGAAAAUGGGCACAAAAAUUCCGAUAGAGAUAGGAACUAGGGGAACUAUUGGAUCCCUCAUAAUGCAAGAAAUUGAGUACUUUAGCCAGCUAGAAUUAGGCUGCCGGAAUGCCUCAGAGAAAUCGAGGUGUCAGGUCACAGGCAGAGCUUCCACUAGCAGUUAUUCCAGGCCCAAGGUUGUGUCGUUGAUCAGAACCCCCAAAAAGAAGAAAGGAGGCAGUAGGUUCAUACCAAGAAUGUGUUCUGUGGUAGAAGUGGCUGACAAUCAACCAAAUGUGAUUUCUGGAUUCAACUACAGAAAUUUGAAAGCUGAUGUGCAAAGGGUGCAGGUUUAGACAACACUCUCAGAGAGCUUAGAGAAACUGAGCUUCUUGAGUCGAUUUGUUAAAGGGGUCACCCAUGUCCUAUCCUGAUUCCUGCAUUUUAUGUCCACAACUUCAACUAUGUUAGAACCCUUUUUGUCAGGUUUUCCUCUUAUAGGAGUUCCAUCUACUGAAAUAUUAUCCGAGCCAAGCAUUGGAAUAUGAUGGGUUUUCGGAUAGUGUUUUGUUUUGCGGACUUUUUCAGGGCUUUUAUGAUUAAUGCUGUUGCUACCAU
Ilex paraguariensis (yerba mate) is the source of this 882-nucleotide messenger RNA. The record is from the annotation of a GenBank genome assembly. Lineage: Eukaryota; Viridiplantae; Streptophyta; Magnoliopsida; Aquifoliales; Aquifoliaceae.